This is a messenger RNA of Gigantopelta aegis, 1362 nucleotides long. Its product is annotated as gastrula zinc finger protein XlCGF71.1-like. Gene Ontology annotation, molecular function: DNA-binding transcription factor activity; RNA polymerase II cis-regulatory region sequence-specific DNA binding. The coding region runs from base 295 to 1068 and encodes 257 amino acids. Gene Ontology annotation, biological process: regulation of transcription by RNA polymerase II. NCBI's taxonomy places the organism in Eukaryota, Metazoa, Mollusca, Gastropoda, Neomphalida, Peltospiridae. The record is from RefSeq and is a predicted model, not a curated record. The transcript is spliced from 2 exons.
CCACUUCCUUUUGAGAAAGCUUUUUAUUCAGUGUUAUGUGGUAUGUUUUUGCGCGUGUAAUUUUGUCGAAUUUUCGGCCAUAAACUGUAAAGCGAGCACUUAAAUGUAGUGGGUGUGAAGUAAGUGAAUUCAUGAAAGAACAUGUAUUUGCCGUCUUCCUACUACAGAUAACAUCAGGUGUGUAUUCCUUUGAAGUCUGGGAGAAGUUCAUCGGGAAACUACACCCUGAUCCAUACUGGUCAACCGUAAGACGUACUGUGUGCGAAACGUGAACUUAAAAACAGAAACAGCUGAAUGUUGUGUGGUGUUGUUGAAAAUAUGUCGAAUGUGACCUCUGCUGAAAGUGUUUAUUAUGGAAAUAAUUAUCAACCAGAAGUGUGCAUGCACACCCACAACGGUGAACGGCCAUUCAAGUGUGGUAUAUGUACAAAGGAUUUCAUUUCCAAGGGAAACCUUGUACAACACAUGAGGAUCCACACUGGUCCAAAACAUUUAACAACAUGUGGUGUGUGCGAGAAAACGUUGUCAAGCAGCUAUACACUCGAACAGCACAUGUCUAUUCACACUGGCAAAAAGUCCUUCGAGUGUGAAGUGUGCUCAAAAGGAUUCAUAAGAAGAGGAGAAUUGAAAAACCACAUUUGGAUCCAUACAGGCGAGAAGCCGUACAAAUGUGAUGUGUGCACCAAAAGUUUUACCCACAGUUCUAGUUUGAUAAAACAUAAACGUCUCCAUAGCGAUGAGAAGCCCUUCAAAUGUGAGAUGUGCGCUAAAGAAUUCAUAUGCACUGGACACUUGAAGCGACACCGGUUGAUUCAUACUGGCGAGAAACCUUUUGAAUGUGGUAUGUGCAAAAAAUGCUUCCCAAACGUUUCGGACCUAAAACGCCAUAUGGUGAUCCACACGGGCGAACGGCCCUUUGUGUGUGAGGUGUGCACCAGAUGUUUUUCACAGCGGUCCAGUUUGAAAAAACACAAAACGCUUCACAGCCGCUUGAGAUGCGUGAUGUGCAAAAAAGGAUUUGCAAGCUCUGGAGACUUACAACGCCAUAUGAUAUUGAAACAUAACUGAGAAUAACGUUUCAAAUAAUGACAUAUGCACAAAAUGUUUUACACAGAGUUCCAGUUUAAAAAAGCCAUAAAAUGGUUCGUUAUGGUGAGAAAUCCUUUCAAAUGUGAGGUGUGCACAAAAGGAUUUAAAGCUCAGGAGACUUAAGACAUCAUACUUGAUUCAUAGCUGAGAAAAACAUUUCAAAUGUAAUAUGUUUGUUUGUUUGUUUUGUUUAAUGACACCACUAGAGCACAUUAAUUUAUUAAUCAUCGGCUAUUUUGACGUCAAACAUUUUGUAAUUUUGAAAUAUAGUCA